This is a messenger RNA of Caenorhabditis elegans, 102 nucleotides long. RefSeq lists its product as uncharacterized. The record is from RefSeq and is marked reviewed. Lineage: Eukaryota; Metazoa; Nematoda; Chromadorea; Rhabditida; Rhabditidae. The transcript has a single exon. The coding region runs from base 1 to 102 and encodes 33 amino acids.
AUGAAGUUCCUGCUUCUUGGCAAACAGAUCCGGAUCCGUGAUGACGAAGAAUUCAAGUCUACGAUAUUAUAUCAAUUUCAAAUUUUUAUCGUGAACAUGUAA